AUUUAAAUUUUAAAAUAAUAAGUAAAAAAAAUCAAAAAAUAAAUUAAAAAUUGACAUCCACCAUGCGUCAAUAUUACAGUCUAUAUUCAUUUAUUUUUAUUUUGAUGGAAUAUAUUCAAAUUAUCAGCAUCCCUCAAUUUUAAUACUCUAUAUAUACUCUUCUUUGAGUAGUCCAUUGCGCCAAACAAAGAUAUGAGGAUCUUCACAAAGCUCUCUGCACCACUCUGCCUCCUUUUUGUCUUCUUCUGUCUUAAAACUGCCUUCUCAUCCUCUAUACAUGCUUCUUCCUUCUCAACAACGCAUCUCUGCUCUCAUGAGGAGGCUCUUGCUUUGCUGCAAUUCAAGACAUCCUUCUCCAUCGAUUACACUGUUUGGGAAAAUUAUUGUGGGCAAAAUUAUUCUAAGAUGGAGUCAUGGAAGGAAGGUAUAGACUGUUGUUCCUGGGAUGGGGUUAGCUGUGAUAAUGUCACAGGCCAUGUAAUUGCCCUUAAUCUCAGCUGCAGUUUCCUUUAUGGCACCUUUCGUUCCAACAGCACUCUUUUCUUCCUCAAAAACCUGCAGAGCCUCAAUCUUUCCUGGAAUGAUUUUAGGCAUUCCAAGAUUCCAUCGGAAAUCAGUCAGUUUACUAGACUAAAGCAUCUUGAUGUCUCUUUUUCUCAAUUUUCGGGCCAAGUUCCGGAAGAAAUUGCUCACCUCCCCAAGUUAGUUUCUCUCAAUCUCUCAUCUAGCGACUUUUAUGAUGAUUCUCUUGAAUUGAUCCUUGAAACAACUACCUUCAAAAAUCUUGUUCAUAACUUGAGUGAGGUGAGAGAACUUGUGCUUGGUGGAGUGAACAUGGCAUCUGCUAAUCCUCGUUUCUUCAUGAAUCUCUCUUCUUCAUUGACUACUCUUGAUCUUUCCAACAGUGUGUUAAGAGGAAACUUUCCAAACAGUAUUUUCCGCUUUCCGAAUCUCAAGAAUUUUUUUUUAAGUGGAAGCGAAAACCUCACUAUUGAUCUUCCUAGUUCCAAUUGGAGCAGUCCUCUCCAACAGUUGUAUUUACAUGAUAUGGAUUGCGGAAGGCGAUUGCCAGAGUCUAUAGGAGAUCUAAAGUCAUUACAAUCUCUAAGCCUCGUUUAUAACAAUUUUAGAGGACAAAUCCCAUCAUCACUUGCAAACCUCACCCAACUUACCUCUCUUUCCCUUUCCAAUAAUCAGUUUUCUGGCGUGUUGCCACCUUGGAUUUUCACCCUGCCUUUGUUAGAGGACUUGUAUCCCAAUCAUAACAAAUUUCAAGGUCAAAUAAAUCAAUUCUCACAAAAAUCACUCAUACAUCUAGAUUUGUCAAACAAUAAACUCCAGGGCUCAAUUCCCAACUCAAUUGCUAACUUAGUAAAUCUUAGUUAUCUUGAUUUAUCAUCAAAUCAUUUUAGUGAUUUUGUAGAACUUGACAUGUUCUUGGCACUUCAAAAUCUGGAAACCAUCAUUCUUUCAUCCAAUAAUCUGUCCUUGAGAAUGAAUGUUGAUGCCAACUUCACAUUACCCAAACUAACUGAUGUUUUCUUGUCUUCUUGUAACUUGAGUGAAUUCCCCAAUUUCUUAAGACAUUCAAAUGGUCUACAAAGCCUAGUGCUAUCCAAAAAUAGCAUUCAUGGAAAUAUUCCCGAAUGGAUAUGUGAAAAGGAUGAUCUCAAAAUUCUUGAUCUUUCUCAUAACAAUUUAAUCGGGAAGAUUCCAAAUCGUCUUCCUAAGUUUCUCUCAGUGUUGAAUUUGCAGGCCAAUUACUUUGAUGGAAAUAUUCCAUUUGGGUUUCCAGAGGGCUGUGGAUUACAAAAUCUCAACUUGCAUGGAAAUCAAAUGGAAGGGCUAUUACCAAGAUCUUUAGUGAAUUGUAGCAUGUUAGAGGUUCUAGAUGUUGGCAACAACAACAUAAGUGAUACAUUCCCUCAUUGGUUGGAAUCUCUACCAGACCUUCAAGUGCUUGUCUUAAGGUCCAACAAGUUCCACGGUUUUGUGCAGAGCACCAAAGAAAGUCCAUCUUUUCCCAAGUUGCGAGUUCUUGACCUCUCCAGCAAUGAUUUUCGUGGCCCUUUGCCUGUUCGGUACAUUGAAAAUUUUAAAGCGAUGAUGGACAUUUAUAGAGAUGAGGGUUCUCCUGAAUACAUGAAUAUCGGUUCUUAUCAAUAUUCACUGGUUGUGACAUUGAAGGGAUUCGACUAUGAGCUGCAGAGAAUCUUGACCAUAUUCAGUAGUAUUCAUCUCUCAAAUAACAUGUUUGAGGGAGAAAUUCCAGAUGUUAUUGGAAAGCUUAGUUCUCUCAAAGGGCUUAAUCUUUCUCAUAACAACCUUACUCGUCAUAUCCCACCGUCACUAGGGACUUUGACGGAUCUGGAAUGGUUGGAUCUCUCUUCCAAUGAGCUGGUGGGGAAAAUUCCUGAUGAAUUGGGCAAUCAGUUCAACACCUUUGGAAAUGGUUCUUAUGAAGGAAACAAUGGACUGUGUGGAAUCCCAUUGUCAAAAUCUUGUGAUGGAAUUGGGACACCACCGAGCUUCUUCCAAGAAAAAGAUGAGUUUUGGAGAUUUGGCUGGAGAGUUGUGGUGUUAGGCUAUGGAUGUGGAGUUUUUGUUGGACUGGAGAUGGGAUAUCAUGUCUUCCGAGCAGGAAAACCAAAAUGGUUUGUGUCUUUGUUUGAUGGCCGACCAAGUCAAAGUGGAAGGAAGAUGAGGAAAGCCAGAAGACUUGUUCAAAGAAGAAGCUAGUUGCAGAGUUGAUGUUUUAGAGCUUUUGAUUUAAUGUUUCCUGAAUAAAGUGCUUUUCAGGUUUGAAGUUCUUGUUAUGGCUGGCAUUGGCUUGUCUAAAAUUGUCAGCCUUCUCUUGUCUUUAUUAUGCUUUGUAAUUUUGUCUUUCUUUAUUGUAAAAUAUAUUUGAAGGUUCAAG
Molecule: messenger RNA, 2917 nt
Organism: Rubroshorea leprosula
Lineage: Eukaryota; Viridiplantae; Streptophyta; Magnoliopsida; Malvales; Dipterocarpaceae
Source: the annotation of a GenBank genome assembly